Lolium rigidum is the source of this 651-nucleotide messenger RNA. Its product is annotated as signal peptidase complex catalytic subunit SEC11A-like. The transcript has 5 exons. Gene Ontology annotation, molecular function: serine-type endopeptidase activity. The record is from RefSeq and is a predicted model, not a curated record. Bases 1 to 651 code for a protein of 216 amino acids. Lineage: Eukaryota; Viridiplantae; Streptophyta; Magnoliopsida; Poales; Poaceae. Gene Ontology annotation, cellular component: membrane; signal peptidase complex.
AUGAAGAUCCGCAGUUUCCUCACCGAAGGCAUCACGUUCCUCCUUGUUGCUCUUGUGUCGCUCAUGUUGAUACCCAAGGGAGCGAUGCUGGUAACCGGCGUUGAGUCGCCGGCGAUGGUGGUUAUAUCGGGGAGCAUGGAGCCGGCGCUUAAGAAGGGCGACAUGCUGUUUGUGCAUAACAUGAGCAACGAACCUAUCCGAGAAGGAGAGAUCGUUAUUUUCAGAGUUCCCGGCGGUGAGCAUCCAAUCGUCCAUCGUGUGAUCAAGGUCCGUGAGAACCGUGACACUGGAGAAAUUCAGAUCCUCACUAAAGGGGACAAUAAUUCGGUCGACGACCGAUUUCUCUACGCAGACGGGCAGCUGUGGCUUCAGCCGCAGGAAAUUAUUGGACGGGUCGCAGGCCAUCUGCCGUAUGUUGGAUGGCCUAAUGUCUUCAUCAUCGAAACCUUUAAGAGAUUUGGGGGAGAGGGGGGCGAACUCAGUAGCCGGCCAUGGCAGUCGGAGGGGCGGGGAGAGGAUUACCUGCGCGCGACAUCGGGUCGGGGAGAUCAAGCUCGCCCCGUCCUCCUCGCUGCUGCUCGCGACCUGCAGACAACAUCUGUGAGGGGCGGGUCGAUUCAGCAGGGGAAAAGGAAGGGCGGCGUCGAGUGA